AUGAGAGCUAUAAGGCAAGAAAACUCCAUCCCCUGCAAGCCGACAGAGCCGCUUUUUCAAAAGCGAGAGCAAGGGAACUCCCCCAGACAGGCCCGCUCCCUAACUGCUCGCUGCUCCGUCGAAAGGAGGGAUCUUCACUACCCAGUGUCUCCCGAUGGGCAAAACGACGACAUGCUGGAUAAGCCAGAUAGAGAAAAAUCGGAGGAGUCUUCUUCGUCCGCGGAAGCAGCAGGUGGAGCGUGUGUAAUCCCCAGAAAAUCUCUCCCACCGCCUCCUGAUGGCGAAGUAGCUCUCUCUCUCCCUCUCACUUCUUUUGUGACUUUAGGAGGAGGCCCCUCUGCAGUUGCAGAGAGCAGCAGCACAACUCCCCCGACUGCUAUAAGUAUCCUUGGAGCUGUUGCUGACUCCCGGCAAAUAGCUGCCGCAGUUGUUGCUGCUUUUGCUCGUGCCGGAGCCAGAACUGCUGAUUUCCUCGCCACUCCUCGUACUGCUGUUGACGCCUCCCUUACACUGCAUUUGCUGAAACAUGCCGCUCAAUUCGUCGCAGCAGCAGCCGCACAAGCCGCUGCUGCUGCUGCACACCCUCCUCAAAGGCUUGCUCUUCAGAGACUCCCUCGACGCACUGGUCGUCUUCUUCACAGACAUGCAGUGGAUGCUGCAUCCGCUUCUCUUCACGACAAUCACAAGUCUCUUGGUGCGCAUGCAGACGCUGCCCCUCCUCCAGGAGAUUCAUCAGUUCUGUCUCCUCCUGCGAAUGCAGCUCUCGCCGAAGAACCGCCUGCUGCUCCAGCCGCAGCUCCUGUACCGCACAUACGGGGUGCUGCUGCACAUCUUCUUCUCUCUUGA
This is a messenger RNA of Cyclospora cayetanensis, 846 nucleotides long. RefSeq lists its product as uncharacterized. The coding region runs from base 1 to 846 and encodes 281 amino acids. Lineage: Eukaryota; Apicomplexa; Conoidasida; Eucoccidiorida; Eimeriidae. The record is from RefSeq and is a predicted model, not a curated record. The transcript is spliced from 3 exons.